Molecule: messenger RNA, 8675 nt
Organism: Xiphias gladius (swordfish)
Lineage: Eukaryota; Metazoa; Chordata; Actinopteri; Istiophoriformes; Xiphiidae
Gene: sema6bb
Product: sema domain, transmembrane domain (TM), and cytoplasmic domain, (semaphorin) 6Bb
Exons: 17
Coding region: 911-3523 (870 amino acids)
Biological process (GO): semaphorin-plexin signaling pathway; axon guidance; neural crest cell migration
Molecular function (GO): semaphorin receptor binding; chemorepellent activity
Source: RefSeq, a predicted model, not a curated record
GCUGGAGAUGCUGUAGCUCGCACCACCGCUAGAAGACAAAAACGCCGCGGUCCUCCCACCUCACCGAAGCUCCUGAGUGCGGCUCAUGGAACAGGAACUAUUUCUAAUAAACCGAUGAAUGGGACUUUGCCCCGCGCCGGACCCUGAGCCUGGCUCUGUGUGGAAGUGGGGCGCAGAAGCAGACAGGGGGACAGUCUUUUUCUUCUCGGUAAGACCCGAGGUGGGAAAAGACGCAGCAAUGACAGAGCAGCAGUCGUGCGCAGCGGCAAAAUAGAGCAACUAUUGUGGGGACGGCAGAUUGAUAACACAACUGGGGCGAGCAACGAGAGCGGCAGAUGUAAUUUCCAAGCGUUGCAGCUGGUCCGGUGCGAGUGGUGUGCUGGAUGGGUUAUUAUUCCAUUCUCCGUUUCACCAUUCACUGCUCCCAGCGUUUCCAGAUUACUUGGGGAUCUCGGACGGCUGUCUGCGAGGGAGUACUGCUGCAGAGACUAACGGGGAAUGCCAUGUGUCGUUGCGCGACAUAGAAGCUCUUUGUGGGCUGUUUUGCACCGGGGACAGGUGGUGCCGUGUGUGUGUGUGUGUGUGUGUGUGUGUGUGUGAGUGUCUGCGUGUCUGCGUGUGUGUGUGUGCGUGUUGAAACUAGCAGGGGGCACGGACACACAACCCCUGAGACAGUUGUCUUGGGGAUGUCAGGCCGGCGUACGGGAUCAGUUUUUGCCAGGGACAGGUGCGACAGGGAGGAGUAGUUUACAAAGCCCUGCACAGGAUCUGGUAACGCACUAACGAGCCUCCCCUCUCCUCUGAUCACUCUCGGAUUUUUUUGUUUCCAGCGGGACACACAAUUGACUCCCACAGUCGGUGUUUCGGCUGCACCUUUCCCCCGACGAUCAAAGGCUACAGUUCUGUUGCUAUGGCGACCGUGGCCCCUCCCUUCUUCCUCCUGCUGUGUUGGCUCCUCCAAACGGCCAGCUCGGCAUUCCCUGAGGAGCCGGGGCCCCUCAACUUCAUCCCCACUGAAGUGGUGAGGAGAUACCCAGUGUUUCUGGGCCGACCCCACCGAACAUGGCUGAGACAAGAGCCUCUACACAUCCAGAGGAUCCUGCAAGUCAAUCGAACACUCUACAUUGGAGCCAGGGAUGACCUUUUCCGUGUGGAGUUGGACAUUGUUGCGGGAGACGAGAUGUUCUACAGCAAAAAAAGAACAUGGGAGUCUAACAAGAAUGACAUCAGGAUCUGCAGGAUGAAGGGCAAACAUGAGGAUGAAUGCCGUAACUUCAUGAAGGUGCUGCUCAGCAGACAGGGAGGCUUGUUUGUAUGUGGGACCAAUGCCUUCAACCCACUCUGUGCCAACUAUACUGGAGACACUCUGGAGAUGGUAGGAGACACAGUCAGUGGGAUGGCGAGAUGUCCUUAUGACCCCAAACAUGCCAAUGUAGCUCUUUUUGCAGAGGGGAAUCUCUUUACAGCCACAGUGACAGACUUCCUGGCCAUUGAUGCGGUGAUCUAUCGUAGCCUUGGGGACAGUCCCGCUCUGCGCACCGUCAAGCACGACUCCAAGUGGUUCAGAGAGCCGUAUUUUGUCAGUGCUGUGGAAUGGGGACCUCACAUCUACUUCUUCUUCAGAGAGAUAGCCAUGGAGUUCAAUUACUUGGAGAAGGUGGUGGUGUCGCGUGUGGCCCGUGUGUGUAAACGGGACCAGGGCGGGUCUCAGCGCGUCCUUGAGAAGCAGUGGACGUCGUUCCUGAAGGCACGCCUGAACUGCUCGGUCCCCGGUGAUUCCCACUUCUACUUUAACCUCCUCCACUCCACCAGUCCCAUCAUCAGGAUGCACGGCAGGGACAUCAUCCUGGGGGUGUUCUCCACACCGGCUAACAGUAUCCCAGGUUCGGCAGUGUGCGCCUUUGACAUGGAGCAUCUGGCGGCGGUGUUUGAUGGGAGGUUCAAGGAGCAGAAAUCACCCGAGUCUAUCUGGACACCUGUUCCAGAUGAAGUCAUCCCGAAGCCAAGACCCGGUGGCUGUGCCAUUCAAGGAUCCAGGUUUAAUUCAUCUAACUCUUUCCCUGAUGACAUGCUCAACUUCGUCAAGACCCAUCCGCUAAUGGAUGAAGCUGUCCCGUCACUUGGACAAAGACCCUGGAUAGUCAGAACCAUGGUUAGGUACCAGCUGAAUAAGAUUGUGGUAGAUACAGAAGCCGGGUCUUAUAGGAACCGAACUGUCCUGUUCCUUGGGUCGAGCAGAGGGACCAUCCUCAAGUUCCUUAUCAUGCCCAACCAGGACAACACCAUCACCAACAGCAACAUCUUCCUGGAGGAACUUGAGGGAUUCAACCCUGAUAAGUGUGCGGAAGACUCUCCUCAGGCCAGACAGCUGUUGUCGCUGACACUGGACCGGGCAAGCCACACUCUACUCCUCGCCUUCCCCUCCUGUGUGGUCAGAGUACCAGUGGCACGAUGCCAGCUCUACUCUCGAUGCAUGAAGAAUUGUAUUUCCUCCAGGGAUCCUUACUGUGGCUGGACCAGAGGAAGCACCUGCUCUUUCCUCAGACCUGGGACCAGACUGCCAUUCGAGCAAGAUGUUGAACAGGGAAACGUGGCCCACUUGGGUGACUGUGACGGAAUGCUGCUCCGAGAGAGUUUCAUCGAUGAGCCUGACGGUCUAGUGUCUGUAAACCUGCUGGUGGUGUCUGCUGUUUCAGCCUUCACAACAGGAGCCAUCCUCUCCGGCCUCACCGUCUGCUGGAUCAUGAGUCACCGCCACCGUCACUCCCGCAGCACAGGGGCCAACAGCGCCCGCCGCAAAAGUGACAAAGAGCAGAGCAUGCUGGGGCAAGGCCGCAGUGGGUCAGUAAUGAGCGUAACAAGAACCAGUGGUGGUGAGAGGCGCCGUUCGCAGGCAGAUAACCCCUUUGUCACGCCCAACGGCUGGCCUAAAGGAGAGAUGGACCCAGGAUUGCUUCCUACUCCGGAGCAGACCCCACUGCAGCAGAAACGGGCCAUGCGUCUCCCAGACAGUGACUGGGACCAGAGCCAGACCUUCCUCACCGCUGUGGGGACCCCCUGCCCCAACAACUCUGUUAUCUACCUGAGCUCCAAGUUCCUGCAUGGUGGCGGAGGGGGUGGAGGAAUGGUCCGGAUAGAGGACCCAGGGGAGGUCGUGCUGCCCCCGCACACAGAGCGCCAGCGCUACCUGAUCCUAGCCACCCAGAGAGGGGAGCAUGGUGGCAGCCGUCCCAGCGGCACCCUGAGGAACUCAGCGGGAGAAUACAUCUACCCCGCCACGCCACAGGACUCCCCCGACCGACGGAGGGUGGUUUCUGCUCCCACUCCCCACAUGGACUAUGGGGAGCCUCGCUGGAGUCAGGAGGCACUCAACUACAACAGCAACAAUGGAGCGCCCUAUCACUCCCAGCGCCAGGGCCUCAUCAGGCCAGACAUGCAUGGGCCACGAGGGCUGGGAGAAUUGGCUGACUUCAGCCAUCUUCUGGGGAAGAACAUGGGAGCGCGCACCCCCAGUGGCCAGUGAGGUGAAGUACCUGAGCCCUGACACCAAUCUCUCUCUCUGAACACCCAUUCCCUCAACAAUAAACUGGAAUAAAUCAACCCCUCAGACUCACUGUCCCGGUCCAACUUUACCCUGUCUGUCCUCUCUCACUGUCAUUCAAUGUUCAAUGACGUCAUUCAGCUGACUGAAGAGAGAGACAGAGAGAAAAGAAAAAAAGAGAGAGGUGAAAAAGAGGAGAACGCUCUCCUCACAUCUUUGAUCCUCUGCUCUUAAUCUGAGGUGCACCCCUCAGCUCUGUUAGUGGUACGACCCACAGAGCGUGACUUUGACACCACAGGACAGACACUAAGGUGAAGGGAGGGGUGCAAAGGAAAGGGAAUCUUCUAAAAAGUACAGUGUGGAGAUAAAAAAUGACAAUUUCGCUCGCAGCACCGAAUGUGAAAAGUCUCCCUCAACCAUUUUGUUCACCGUUUUGAUGCCAUGGAUCUUCUUUGAGUGUGAAAUUUUGUUCCAGCUUCUGUUUUUUUUGUUUGUUUGUUUGUUUUUGUGCCAGUGGCAUCCAGCAAACAACAAUGUGCUUUACUUUGGAUUUCAGAUGAGACUAAAACUGUUGUAGCCGUGCCAGAGGGCAGUGACUCUCGAUGAAUCAUGCAGUGUGUGUCUGUGUGUGCGUGAUUGUGUGAAUGUGUGUGGCCACAACAACCCGAACCAGUGUCCCGUCUUAACUGUGAAGAAUAACUAUAUAAUGAAGUUUCUGUAAGGAGGAACUUGAUGUUAACAAUAUUUUCCCCUUUUUAUAAACAAUCACAGAGAGAUAAAUGGAUGUAAUUCUGUGUCUCUCCAUGUGUUUACCAAUCAGAGGUUUGGAUGGUUGACCAGUGGCUAGUGAAGGGUUGAGACUCCCAGUGUAAUUUUUGUGAUUCCCAGUACCUUAGAGGCAGCUCUGGUCAGAGCCAUGGUGAAGUGAAAGAGAGCAAUAAUAAGCAAGAAACAUAUAAGGAUAAACAUAAAGCCAAUAUAAUUUGACAUUUUUAUAAUAUCACUGUUUUCUCAGUAAAGCAAACUAAAGCUUAGAGACAUCAGAAAGAGCAGAGUGUUGGGAAAAGGAACAAUAUCCCCCCUCCAUUCUUCUCUCCCUCGCUGCCUCUCAGUAUGCCUGGGUCUACUUGACCUGACCUGAGGCCUCCCUGGGCUCCACAGUCCAUUUGAAGGGGGGAAUGUGAGCUGUGGCUGUCUGGUUGUCUGACUGAGGCUGUGAGGCCCGGCCACUUGGGACCUCCAUUCAGCCUCUUCUGCCCGACACUGAGCCUCUUUGUGCCCCAGAAGCAGGAGGAGACUGAAGCAACAAAUAGCCGUUAAGAGUCAGGGACCUAGCCCGGCACCACAGCCUAACAGAAUAUCAAUGAAGAGGACAGCAGCUCCAGCCGUCAUGUGAGAUGUACCAACCAGGCUCGGGCAUCUCUUACGCUUCAUAUGCUUCACCCACUUGCCAGGACAGAGAGGAGCUGAGGGUUGAAGCUGGGGCCGAGGCCAGGGUCGGGGCACUGCUAACUGUCACAAUGGUCAUCCCUUGUGACUUUAUCCCUUUCUGUCUUUCACUGUGUUUCCCAACAAAAGCAGGAUAAAGAAAACAGAUGGGCAUGGGUAUACUUGGGUGUGGAGUUACUCUUUCAUGAUGUUUUCUGUUUUUAUCUGUUCUGUUCCGUUCUCAAUUCAGAUGUAGAUCCAGAGAUAGCUUUAGUUCAUCUGGGUCACAGUGGUGUUUUGUGUGUGUGUUUGUCUGUGUCUGUGUGUCGGCUUGUCUGUGUGAAUCUCUUAGGACUUCCAUGAAUGAGUGCAAAAAAACAGCUCUGAUCAAUUUUACUCUCAUUCUCACCCUUCUUUUUUUCCAACCCUAUUCUUUUUCUCUAUUGAGCCAUUAAUGUUGUGCAGCAACCAUUUGCUUGACAUUCACAAACAUGUGCUAACAGUGUCAGAGCCCUGCGUGGGAGCAGUACAUGCUAUACAAUAUAUUUAAACCAUUAUACAGUGCACAAAGAAAAUGGAGAUGCUGGGGCUGUGCUUAGUUGAAAGGAAUUUGGGGUCAGAUGGUGGAUACUACCCCCAUAAUAAAAUAUUACAAUGUUCAAAAACUACGGCUGGGUAUUGUUUGAAAUUUUUAUAAAACUAGUGCCAAUAUGAUAUGAUGCCUUGCGGUUUUUGAGAGCAUAAUUUAAAAUAUGUUCAGAACAUACAUAUUUUUCCACAAAACAGUAUUUUCCAUUUAAAGCAACUUUACAUCGUUUUAUAGCGUCAUUUAACUGAAUUCUUUUGGUUCAUUUUCACAGCUCUCAUCACUGUCGUUUUCAGCCUCAAAAAGCGGCCGUAUUCAAAAAUAAUGCUUAAACAAAUGAAUGCUACCUGCCUAGCACCAAACAACAGACAGUCAAAGUUAGUGCGUAGCUAGUAAACAUAGUGGAGCAUUUAGCAGCUAAAGAUCCGAAUAUUUUCCUCAGGAGUUGGUAGAGACCAAAAACAGAGAUAAAAGGAGAGUGAACGUUGGACUUACAUUCAUUGGGUGGACACAAGCAUGACUCAUAAUGAAUGAUACUGUUGCUCUAUAUCUUUAGGAUAUGUAAAUAGGCAACUGUAUGCUAACACGUUAGCCUUAUAUGGUGAUAAUAUAAAAGUGUUAUCUUUGCAGCUUGUUUUUGCUGCCCCCAAGUGGCAAAAAAUCAGUUAUUGCACGUUUAACGUAAAAAAUACUAAGGCUGGGCCGAUAUGAUAGCAAACAAUACAUUUAUGGAUACAUUAUUUUGAGAAACACGUUUUCUACAAAAUAUUUUUUUCCAUUUAACUAAAGAAGCCAAAGCAACAAAGUGGUAAAUGCUGUUUAAACACAGUGAAAAUUUAACCAAAUUUAGAUGUAAAUCAAGAACUGUCUGAUCAAAGAAAAAGUAAACAAGAUUAUAACUCUGACCAGAUAUUUUAUACCAGCUUUGCCACUGAGAUUUGAUACCCAGCCCUAAAAAAUAGUAAUCCAAGAGUCUGAGGUGGUGCAUGAGACAAAUAAGUGUAAGAGAUAUAUGAAAGCAAGGACAGAGGAGGAGGUCAGGCGGGUGGACAUGAUGUUACUGUAUUACUGCCUCUCCACAUUUGUACAGUGUAUUCUUUACACAUUCUAUCCUGAAACAGGUCAUUAGUAUUAAGGAUACUGAGAUUUCCACCAGCCCAGCCCCUCAUCUCUGCCUCUCUUUAUUUCUCUCCCCAUCUCCUGUCUCUGCUGUGGCCUGAGAUCUGCGUGUCUGUGUGUGUGUGUGUGUGUGUGUGUGUGUGUGUGUGUGUGUGUGUGUGUGUGUGUGUGUGUGUGUGUGUGUGUGUGUGUGUGUAUGAAUGAGGCCUCUCUGUCUCAGCUGUUGUGCCCAGCCAGCCGUAUCCUCGCUCCGUAUCUCCUCUAGUGUUUUACUAAACAUGCUUGAUUAGGCAAAGUACAUUCCCGGCCCUCUAAUGGCCUGAUGAGCCCCUGAGAAGAUUACUACAGACACAUCAGCCCUGAGAGGGAGGUGCAUGUUCAACCAGCUCUUUACCCCUCCACUAACCACCAGUCACACACAUACACACAAACUCUGCAGGGCCCUUUAACCAAAUUCAGGAUGCAAUUGAAUUAAGAUCAGAAAUAGAGCUCACGCUUGAAAUAGGCCGACACGGACUGGUUCUAGGAAAGGUACUGUAUGUGAUGUUAUCUUAUUGACUGCAUAAUUUGAUUACCUUAGUUCAACAUUAUGGGGCAGCUAAAGAAUUCAGAUGUAACCUCAUGGAAGUCAGUUUGUUUAUUAAAGCCAUCAUCUUCCCUUUUCUUUACAUACUUCAAGUCAUUCCCCUUCCUCCUCUUACAACAGCUGUGCUUUGUCAUCUUUUUUCAAGCCCCUUUAAUUGUUAACAGACUCGCACUAUCUCACUGCACACACACACACACAUCCUUCCUCUUUAUCACUUCCCUGCACGUAUUGACACACACACACACACACACACACAAACACACAUGAAAUGCCCACCCAGCCCUCACGACCCAGUCUUUCUGUGUAUGUUGUAAUUUAUCAGAUUGUGUUUGUGUCUGAGGAGAUGAUGCCUUUUUUGUGUUGGGCUGUUUAUGUCAUGUGGCCCAGUGAUGCGAUGCCCCCGGGCCAAUAACUGCCAUCUUUCCCUGCAGUGCUCCACUGUGCUGUAUGCGCUCUAUGCCCUAGAAAGAGUCCAGAAACAGAAGCUAACUUGUAUUAAAUCCACCAUUGCAGUAAGGAGCAGUGACAUGAAUUGCUCCCUUCCAAGAGAACAUGUGAGAAAAAAAAGCACAAAAACAGGGCGAAAACAAAAUGAAAGUUUGCAUUUUUGUAAAAUUGUAGAUGUAUUUAGUCAGCACUGGUCAUUUUUUCAUGUUUGUUUUUGCUAUUGUUUGUUUCUGUGGUAGAUAUUUGGUUUGAAAUUAUAUGGGAUAUUAUUGUAUAUGAUUUCAGUUUCAAUUCUCUUGUGUGCCAGAUUUGAUGACGACAAUGAAGACGAACCUGAUGACUAUCACGAUUAUUAUUAUAUUGACAAUGACAGUGAAGCAGUACUGUGAUCAGCACUGAGCUGUUCUGUCCUGUUUGGAUGCUGAAUCUGAAAGAGAGGAGGAAGAGGAGGAGUCAAUGAACUCAUACAGACUGAGGUUCAAAAAGAGGCUUCUCUCCUGUAGAGUGGAGUCUCUCGCUACUGUGAAGGACCCCGCCGUCCUGUGGCUCUCACCAGAGGCUGGCCCACCGUCGCCCCCGGGGGGCCUUGGGGCACGGUGUCAUCGGAUGACAACCCAUGUCCCUACUACGUGUACAUAACCCUGAUGCUUACAUGUAAUUAAAGUGCAGUAGCUGCAUGACGACACAGCCUCUGUGUGUGUGCAGAAGUAGCGAAAUGUGAAUUUGUACAGUACAUGCAAGUGUGUGUGCUUGUGUCCGCAAAGAAAUCUGUUUGUCGUCACGUAAAAAGCAACACGUGCAUGCACCCUCCAACAACUGCACAGAACACACAUACAGUACAUUGGACAUAAACACACAUACACAAACACACUCCAGCAGUUGUUCACCAUUCUCCACAUUGUCCUGAGCUCUGCCUGUCACUCCGCAUGGAGACUUUGCUCUAUGUCAACUUUCUUAUUCUAAUAAAU